Messenger RNA from Metarhizium brunneum ARSEF 3297, 498 nucleotides. RefSeq lists its product as uncharacterized. NCBI's taxonomy places the organism in Eukaryota, Fungi, Ascomycota, Sordariomycetes, Hypocreales, Clavicipitaceae. The record is from RefSeq and is a predicted model, not a curated record.
AUGCAUGUGUGCGCCGAGUCUCGAGCCGAAACGUUCAAGAGUUUCCGGUUCGCCUUUGGUUUCGUGCGCACCCCAGGACAUAUCAUCUUUAAUCCGAAGAGCGACAUUCUCUACUUCGGACCUCGAGAGGGAUACAUGGCUGCUGAUGCUCAAUUUCAUACUUGCAUGUCAAUGUGUGACCCGGCGCAGUUGGCUCUCGUGCGCCGAAUUGCCAUUAGCGAUGCUCUGUUCUGGGUUGACGAGAUGUACAGCUCCAUGGCGGCCGCGAGCCUUACAACCAACGUCAUCAAACAACUGGCAUCACGAAUGCCCGCAUUGGAACAAAUCAUAUUCGUGCCCCGUGAACAAGACGAGGCGAUUCAACCAGCUUUCACAGAGGAGCGAAUGGCGCGCCAGAUUCAAAUGGCCAUGCAUACUGUCUGCCAACAAGACUCGCACUGGCGUCCACCGCCGUGGACAAUUGUGUCUUUGCAGACACUAAAGACAGCCUGCGGAUGA